Aspergillus nidulans FGSC A4 is the source of this 819-nucleotide messenger RNA. RefSeq lists its product as uncharacterized. Bases 1 to 819 code for a protein of 272 amino acids. The record is from RefSeq and is a predicted model, not a curated record. The transcript is spliced from 2 exons. Lineage: Eukaryota; Fungi; Ascomycota; Eurotiomycetes; Eurotiales; Aspergillaceae.
AUGAGAUCAUCGCUGGUUCUCGAAAUCUCCCGGCUAAUCCUCCUCAUAUUAUUAUCAUUAAACGCAGCAUCAGCAGCAGACAACCGAACAUGUUAUAUGGUCGAUGAACAGACAAUUGCCGUCGACCAUGUGCCCUGCACCACAAAGCACACCACCCACUGCUGUCACAAAAAUGAUAUCUGCGUGUCAAAUGGUCUCUGUUGGUCCCAAAGAAAUGGCGAUAUGGUUUUAUCCCGAGGCAGUUGUUCCAAUGUGAAUUGGAGUGGAGAUUGUGUAUCUGCAAGACCAUGUGCCCGCGCAAAUACAUCAGGCGGAUACCCCGUCGUUAACGCCGAUAUCGCCAAUCACCAGUUUUGCUGCGGCUCCGUCUUAAGCUCCUCCGCGUCCGAUGGAAUCGAGUGCUCGGGCGAUGGACCCUUCCCUGUCCCAACUGGCACCGUGAUUCCUGGGGUCGCCGCGCUGGCAUCCGUGGCCUCGACAUCUUCAAGCACUCCCAGUUCCACUUGUCCCGGUGGUAAUAACAGCAACACCACCUUGUUACAAAGCUCGGAGAAAUCGGAUGACAAGUCGACCAAACUAGGCCUCGGGUUGGGUCUCGGUCUUCCAUUGGGUAUCCUUGCGGGCACUGCAUUGAUUUGGGGUGCCUGUGAGAGAAAGAAAGCAACAUCUGCCAGAAGUGAAUUGGAACAGUUAAAGACUGCGAUGGCCCACAAUCACCAGUACGGUCAUAUACCACAAAUGCAGGCACCGCCGCCUGUCGAGAUGAGCCAUGACGGGAAUAUUGUUGCGGAGCUGCCGUCUGCCGGCUACAACAAGUGA